AUGAAGCUUUCAUCUGGAUCGUUGCUCCUUCUUCCCAUCUUGCAAGUCAAUCGCACCUUGACCAACGGAUGGGGCAGCACACCUACUCAACGCCACUACAUCAACGCCUCUCAGGCCCUCACCGUGAUCAAUGCUGCCAUACAGUACAGCAACUCGAUCGGCGUCCCCAACGACAUUACCGUCCUAGACCCGAGUAGCCAGCUCGUGGCCUUCCUUCGCAUGGAUAAUGCCUAUCUUGGAUCGGUUGACAUCUCGAUGAAGAAGGCCAAGACGGUCACAUCGUUCAACGGUCUGUUCCCGUCGUACGGCCUUCUCAACCGGUCUCAACCCGGCGGUGAUCUGUACGGAAUCGAGGAGACUAAUGGUGGUCUGGUUGUCUUCGGUGGCGGACAGCCAAUAUUUGAUCCUACCGGUUACUUUAUAGGUGCAGUCGGAGUCAGUGGAGGAACUGUGCAGCAGGACAUCAACACGGCUGUGCAUGCCGCCCAAAGUGUGGGGACGACCAUCACAAUGUAA
This is a messenger RNA of Baudoinia panamericana UAMH 10762, 516 nucleotides long. RefSeq lists its product as uncharacterized. The record is from RefSeq and is a predicted model, not a curated record. The transcript has 4 exons. The coding region runs from base 1 to 516 and encodes 171 amino acids. NCBI's taxonomy places the organism in Eukaryota, Fungi, Ascomycota, Dothideomycetes, Mycosphaerellales, Teratosphaeriaceae.